Yamadazyma jaroonii is the source of this 3165-nucleotide messenger RNA. The record is from the annotation of a GenBank genome assembly. NCBI's taxonomy places the organism in Eukaryota, Fungi, Ascomycota, Pichiomycetes, Serinales, Debaryomycetaceae.
AUGGAUAAAGAUCUUAAGAAAAGGAAGAGAACUUCUCUCGUUUGUGAACCUUGUCGUAAGAAGAAGAUCAAAUGUGAUAAGAAACAACCGUGCACCCCAUGUUUGAAGUCAAAAAAAAGUCAUUGUACUUAUGAUCCAGAAGCGUUAGAUGUUUUCAAGAAAUCAGAUGAAGUAUUACCCUACAUGUCAAGUGCAAAGAAUCCCUUAACAUUCAAUUCAGAAACAUCCAAACAACCCAAAAGAGACUCUUCAGUAGAACAGUCAGAUACAGAUAAUGGAAGUAGAUCAGAAAUCGAACUUCUUAAAGAAAAGUUAUCCAUGUUGGAGAAUACAUUACAACAACAGAAUCGACCGGAAAUAAUUCCUGCUUAUUCUACUAGGUUAGAACACAUGAAGAUAUUCCCCAAUGAAAAUAGACUGUUACCGGCAUAUGACUUUCAGUUAUUCAGUACACCAAAUAUACCCCAACCGACUUUACCUCACCCUGAAUUUGGCAAGUUUUCUAAUCAAUAUGGACAAUAUUCUGGAAUUCAAGGUUAUUAUCCACCAAACGGCGCUUCCAACGGGUUCCCAAAUCCCAAUCAAUUCUCCGGAUUGACUCCGGGUUCACUUCCCAGUAUAGCUAGUACAAGCACUUAUUCUCAAUCGAGAGGGGACAGUUUCAAGUCAGACCCCUUUUCUCCUAUGAACCCUGUUAAUGGGUAUUCAUCAGUAAGAGAUUCUUCAGUAAAACCAUCAGAUGAACUGAAAACUUUCCAAGCACCGGCUGGAUAUUUGAAUGAUAAAGCUUUCAACACUUUCAUUGAUGAUAAUUUAACCAGUUAUAACCCUUAUGGAUCUCCGGAAGAUACUAUCAGUUUCUUUGAAGGGUAUAGUUCGGUUCAUAUCAAGGAAGAUCUUCGUAGGGUAUCGUUCGGACCAUUUUCGUGGUCUUCUUUGAUGCUUAAAGAUCAAGGUUUGAAGUUAUUAUGGGAUUAUACGGUGAAAAUGGAAGUCACCAAUGCCAAAACAGCUUUGAUUUUUGUUCCUAGUGAUCAAGAAUUAAAUGUGGAAAACUCAAAAGUAUUGACAUCGACUACUACUGAAAGUGCUAUCGAUUUAGAUGAAAAAGUGUUCGAGAAAAGACUUCUUCAACCAGAAGGUAUUGAAGAUGUCAUGCCUUAUAACAUGAUCAAACAACAAGUAGAAGAGAAUCUUCAGAAAGCUGCUAAUAAUCAAUCAACUUUACCUUUAGGUCUUGCCUUUGUAAAUUCAAACUUAGAUAGUGAAUUAAGACUUAUAGAUAGAAUCAAUUUGUUCUUACCCAAACAAAGAGUUAUUUGGAAACUUAUUCAUAUUUUCUUCCUGGACUGUUAUCCAUUCAUGCCAUUCUUAGAUGAAAAGUUCUUCCGUGAAGAAAUCAGUAAGAUCAUAGGUGCCGCAGGAUGUGAAGAUGAAAAGAUUAAAGGGGUUGUCAUUGAGAAAAGAUUGGAUUUUGCCCAUGUAGGGAUUUUAUUAAUCAUCUUAAGAUUAGCAUACCUUUCCUUGUUCACCAAUAGAAAUGAUAUCAAUGAGAGAAGAUUGAAUUCUAAUGAUUUUGAUGAUAUUAUGGGUCCAAAGACUUACAAAUAUUUAUUAUCCAAUCCUAUAACUAUGAAUAUCAUCGAUGUAGCACAAGAAUGUCUUGAUCAGUUUAACAUCUUCAGAAAUCCUAGUAUACCGGUCUUACAACUUACUUAUUAUAUGAAGAUUUAUCAUACAUAUGCACCUGAAGAUGGAGAUGGAGCUGAUGGAGGUGAUUCGAGUUCUAUGUUGGCGAUAAUAAUUCAAAUGGCUACGUCUUUAGGGUUCAAUCGUGAUCCUGAUACUUAUACUGAUAGAAAUGGAGCACCCAAACCUUUGAAUAGUCUUAUCAGAAGAAUUUGGCACCAUUUAUUAUUGAAUGACGUUCACACUACAUACGCUUUUGGGUCAAAUAUAUUAGUCAAUAAAGGUUCUUACGAUACCAAGCUACCUGAAGUGAAAGAGGGGGAGCUUUGUUUGGCAGAUGCUAAAUUGGAUAGAUUCAUUGUAGAGUCUAUCAAUAAGAGUCAUAAAGUGUAUUCUUCAUUCAAAAAUAUGCUUGAAAAGAUGUUAGACGUUAAUAAUCCACCGAAGAUGAGUGAAAUUUGUCCAAUGCUUAGCAACUUGGAAACAACCGUGAAAUUCCAAUAUGGAUCAUUAGCUGAUUGUAUUGCACCCACCACCGAAGAGUUUAAUCAUUUCAACCGUAGUUUCAAAACCAAGUUCUUCUUAUCCUUGAAAGCGUUCUUAGUAGGAGUGUACUUCUAUUUUUAUCUUUACUAUGAACCAAAGAAUUUCGGGUUAUCAUUCUUCUACUUGAAGAAGUUGUUAUUAGUAGCUGUAGGGGAAGUUAUGCCAUUUUAUGGAACUUUCAUCGGGAACAUCAGAUGUGACAUGUUUAUCAAUCCAACCUUUGAACAGUUCAUUCAUAAGUCCAAUCAGGUUUUUAUUGCCUUACUUAUCAAGCUUAAUUUCGUCAUUUAUACUAUGAAGAUUAAAGCUGAUCAUGAAUCAAGAUGUCAGAAUGAUCCUAAAUACUUGAAGUACUAUAAAGCAUUAUGUAGAACAUCUUCAUGUAUUACCAGAUGUUUGGAAGUAAGUAUUUCAGCCAUAGCUAAAAUUUCCAAUAGAUAUUAUUAUGCUUGGAGAAUUACUAAGGGACAUACAGCUUUAUUGAGGUUGAUUACGAAGAAAGAGUUUUAUCGUGAUAAUCUUACCAAAGCUGGCUCAUUGGCUACUGCAGUAUAUUCUGUAGAACAAUUAGAAGAGAUUAUCAAUUUAUGUGAAGCUUCCUUGAAAAGAGUACAGUAUUUCGAAUCCAUAGAAAAAUCUCAAGCUGACACUCCAUAUGCCGAUACUCCAGGGGUGAUUAAACCCCCAACAUCCAAUGAAAAUGUUCCCACAAAUCCUCCGACAGUUGAAGAUAAAUCAGAAUCAAUGCCUAACUCAGUAUUAUCUACUGAUUCAGAUGAUUCCCUUGGUAAAUUUAAUCUUGAUGUUUUGGAAGAUGCUGAAGUUGAUAAGAUAUGGUUAGAAUUGUUAUCUUCCAAAAUCGAGAAUGUCGAACCUUCUAUCAAUUUGGAUAUCUUCAACAAUACCACUCUUGAGAAGUUGUUUGAAUAA